GUGAGGGAUGAUUCAGUGGCUGACAGGAAGCCCGUCACCCCCCCUGCUGCCCGUCAGUGUCUCUGGCAUUGGCGUCAGCUCAGGCAGGUGUCUGGGCUCAGGAUGGGGUGGCUGCAGUGAGAAGCCCUGACUCUCAGGAAGGCUGCUGGGAGCAGACAUGAGCACAGAGCUGGAGCUGCUGUGGACGGCGGUGCUGCUGCUGCUGCUGCUGGGGGUGGCAGCCAGCCUGUGUGUGCGGUGCUCCCGUCCAGGACCUUGCUACCCUGGGCGUGUCCUUGCAGGUAUGAAGAAGCCCGAGAAAAUCUACGAGCAGAGAAGCCUACAAGAGAAUCAACAGAGCUUUGCAGUAACUCGGACCUAUUCCUUGGCCAGGCAGGCAUGGCCAGGCUCCGCGCUGGACUCAGCCCCUGAUUCAGCACAAACCAGGAAGGACAAGCUGCUGCAAUUCUCCCCCGGCGUCGAGGGGUCUGCAUCCCCCAGGUACCAGAACUUCAGCAAAGGAAGCAGGCAAGAAUCAGAUGCUGCCUACAUAGACCCCAUCACUGUGGACUAUUACAACUGGGAGCCAUUCCAGAAGCCCCUGGAAGAGGAGGACGACUCCUGUUCCUACCAGAACGUGCUCAUCUGCAGGCCAGGAAGUGCCACUGAGCCAGGUGAGACGACAGCUCUGAGGAUUACCAGAACUCAGCGUCCAUCCAGCAGUGGCAGGAGUCCAGGAGGGCUGUGGAGCUUGCCUGGAGAGAAGCACCUCCUUCCCCGUCAGGAAGCAGUGAGCCGGAUUAUGUGAAUGGGGUCAUGGCCGCCGGGGACACCUAGCAGACGCACAGGAAGGAGCCACGGCCAAGAGCAAAGGACAAUGCAGAGCUCACAGGACUGCCUGCUGCCUCUCGAGGAUCACCUUCCCACAACUGCUCAGGUUUAGACACCCAGCCGCAUCGCUCUGGAAGGGGCGCCGUCUGGCCGUGGGCAGCACCCCUGACCUGGGCGUCCCCGGGCAGGGCUGGAGCGGCGCGGAGGGAAAUGCGGUUUCCGCUGUGAUCUGAUGCCAGGAGGGCAAGCAGCGUCGGCCAUCCCUACCUAAGACAUCCUACAACGCUGGUAUUCCUGUCCUUUUUUGCUUUGGAUUUGGAUCCCAAGUUGAUCGUUGAUACCGGUUGCUGGCACUUCCUAGUGGCCGAUAAGCUUGUACAGUAACUUAUGCAGGUGGGGUCGUAUUUCAUACCCUACACUUAAGGUCAGAGAUUUUUGUCUACUUUAUCUCUUACAAAGCAUUACACGGACUUAUUUCGGCAGAUUAAUUUGGGGGAGCCCUUUUUCUCCUUUGCCCUUUGUGGGGCCCUCUUGUCUUUACGCCUCAGAACACUCAGGAAAUGCAACUAUAAGCAUCUUUUGUUGCGCCGUGUCCCUUCAGUGGAAACAUUUCUGUGGUCAAAAUGCACAUCACAGUCCUGGGAGGCGGCGGUCGGACAGUGGCCAAGGCCCCUGGACCAGGAGGGAAUCCCCUACAGUUGCCCCAAAAUCCCCUCCGCCCCGGGCUGGCUGACUGGGCAGUAAUGUGACUGUCCCAGGGGACGGGCAGGGCCCAUGGGACCAUCCUGAGUCAGAAAAGCCAGUCAGGAAAAGAAAGUGCCUCAGCCUAAGCCUGUCAAUAAACCCCUUCAGUUUAAGGGCAGUCGUUCUCCUGUGUCUGCUUUCCUGUCUCGUGUGAAAAACCAGACUGAGAGGCGGAGAGGGGCCUGUAAAACAUUGUGGUGCUUCACAGCGGGGAGGAGAGAGAAUUUUCAGCACCCACAGCCCCAGGCUGACUCCUGUGAGGUGCAGGCAGACGUGCCUCCUCUCGUCACCAUGUUCUGACACCAGCCGCCCCGCCGACGGCACUCUCUACUCCUCUGGGUGCAAUACUUCACUGUAAUAGCCACACAGGACUCACGAUUAUGGGGUUAAUAUUAGGCUACGAUUUAGGAUCAGGAACAACUCAGGAUACAGUUCUUCAGUCAGGACAGCUUCGCAGCCACACCCACAGCAGGCCUCCCCCUGGCCCUUGGCCUCUCAGCCCUCGGCUCCUUGGGCCCCUUACGCUGACCCGGACUCUGCCCUGCUCAGGCAAGUGUUACAAAGCUCUUUUGCUCCACUGAUAAAUGCCCUGUCAGCAAACCUCCUGCCCAAAGGUGCUCAGCUCUCACUCUGUGGGCUGGGAAGCCCACGACGCCGUCUCCUGUUGGUCUCCCGGUUCUGCUGUUGCUGGUUCUCAGCCACACUUGCCAACUCUUCUUGUUGUCCUGCGCUGUCUCUGGUGUUAUACCUCUGUCUCCUGGGUCUAGGAGGUUCUCAGCACAGGGGCCCCAGGUCCAAAGAAUGUGCUCAGCUCCCAUCUCUUCUUCUCGGUGGUAAUCAGGUCCCCCCUGUCCACCUCUGGGAUGGCUCAUUUUAAGCCUGGUGGAUGGCAAAACUGACCAACCCCCUUGUUAGGGUUCCAUACAGCCUGCAUUGUCCACGCCCACAAGGGUGCCAGGUACCUUAUUUGCAUCAUUCACAAGCUAUCCAACCUCCUUGGUGGGCCACACGCACUUAUUUGCAUAGUCCUGCCCAAUCAUUUGGUGGGAGUUUUAAGACCAUGGCUAUACGGGCCAUAUAGAAUCGAUCCAUCACACCGCAGGCCUUUUAAGGUAAUCCAGGUCAAGCCUCCUGUUUAACAAAAGGGACCUGAAGCCCAGAGGUAGGGCUGGGACAGCAACCUGGUCCCCAAGCCUAGCACCCUUCCAGGAUGCCCCACCAAAUCUUUCCAUGAGAGGUUAAUGCCACAAGUUCAAAAAUGCAAAAAGAAAAAAACCCAUCCAGAACACAACUGUUGGCCACUGGUCACUUCACACACUUAAGUCCUAACCCCACAAGCUCAGAGGUAAGAGACCCUAAAGCAAGGCUAAGUGUUGGGUUGUGGUGAUUACCGCCACCAGCUCUGGAGAUAAAACCCCAGGAGUACUGGCUCUGUGGUUGCAGGCUGUUGGAUCCAAGACCCCUCUCUGGGCCUUGUAUUCUUAGAGAGAACAUCAUUCCUUCACCUCACUGGGACUGUGAGGCUCAAGAUUAAAAAAAUCGAAGACUUAGAAUUAUGUGAAAGUAUUCUGUAAAACAUUACCUUGCAAUUUUUGAGGAACUUAAUUUUUUUCCUCUUAAUUAAGACCCUAACUCAAAAUGCGAGGAAUCUUGGAGCACUUCCCGGGUCCACUUUGUGUCCCUGCUCAACAAUGCAGUCUGGGAGGUGACCGAGCCUACCCAGGAGGAAUGGCACUAAGCAGGAAUGCUAGCAGGUCCCUGUUGCUCCAAACAAAGCUGGGGCUGGGAGUGGAAGGGACAAGAGGGAAGCAGGUGGCCGGCCCGGCUGCCCCGGCACUACCCGCAGAGGAGGGCGUGCGGCCAUACCUCCGGAAGCCCACAGGGCGGGGGACACCAGCAUGACACACGAGUGUGCUGCCAAUCAAAGCUUUAGACAUGAGGCCACCAGUCAUGGAAGGCAUGUCACCUCCCUCCCCUUAAAAGCAUCAUUUUAAAAUGACCUGGGAGCUGGACUGGGUGGUGGGAAUACACAGGAAAACAAGGGGGUCACAUGCUGAUGAAGCUGCUGCAGGUGAAUGAUGAAGACUGACGGGCUCGCCAUAUCUGCUUCUACGUAGAAGGUGGUGGGUCUUCCCUUCCGUGGGGGAGACUGGGCUUCCCGGCCAGCAUUAUCGCAUGCACAGCUGCCACCCAUCUGUCUGUGGAAGUUUGGGUGCUGCUCUGAAGCUGAACAGGUUUCAGGGGAGUUUCUAGACUCAGAUGGACUGGGCAGAAAGGCCUGGCAAUCUACUUCUGAAAAUCAGCUAAUGAAAAGCCCUAUGGAUCACACAAUCUGAUCACAACCAGUCAUGGGGAUGGUGCAGGACUGGGCAGUGUUUCGUUCCAUUGUGCACGAGGCCACCAUGAGUCAGGGCUGACCGGACAACAGCUAACAACAACUUCUCUAUACACCUGAAAUUUUUCAUAAUUAAAAAAAGAAAAAAAAAAAACCUCCCCGAGAAAAGCAACUCUACGAACUAAUAUAAAA
Messenger RNA from Loxodonta africana (African savanna elephant), 4081 nucleotides. It is a transcript of the gene LAT2, whose product is annotated as linker for activation of T cells family member 2. NCBI's taxonomy places the organism in Eukaryota, Metazoa, Chordata, Mammalia, Proboscidea, Elephantidae. Gene Ontology annotation, cellular component: plasma membrane. The record is from RefSeq and is a predicted model, not a curated record. Gene Ontology annotation, biological process: calcium-mediated signaling; B cell receptor signaling pathway; B cell activation. The transcript is spliced from 13 exons. Bases 158 to 787 code for a protein of 209 amino acids.